UUCUUUGGUAGGAAACAGGCUGGGAGAGGAGCAAGGAUGGGCAGGGACCAGACAUAUGGUUCCUUGCUCCAGACUGUGCCAGUUGAAGUUACCUGGUGGUGACACACCCUAUAUAGGCCCUGGAAUGGCUACCUUGGAAUGCUUAUAGGCAGAUAGCUUAAAUCACACCUGUGUAUUCUGGGGGUGGGCAGAGAGCGUGCCACCAGUACUUAGCCUGCCCACUUAUGGAGUGGGAGGGGCGAUGAGGGCAAGAGAUUGCUCCUGGAAAGCAGGUGAUGCCAUUUUAUUCCACCAUCUGCCUCAGAACUGGCUUCCUGCUACUUGAUCUCAUUUCCCCAAACUCCAUGAAGUGCUAAGGGCUUACCCUAGCACCUUUCCAUCGGGUGUAGGGGAAGACUGGGCCAGUGGCCUCAUGUUUGCUCCAGGGAUCAAGUGAUGAAGACCCCCAAAGUGGAAGCAGGGACGGGGGAGUGGUGUGUGGGAGCAGGUGGACUAAAAUCACAGGAGCUAGCCUGGGAAAACCUGUGUGGACCAGAGGACUGGGGGGUGGGAGACUCUGUGUGGGUGCCAGUGUCAGGUAGAGUUGCCAGCGCUUUUCUGGGCGCUUUAGGCAGGAGCAGUAGACAAGAAUAGCUGUGCUCAAGCAAUCCUGUCUUGAAUUCAGUGUGUGGGAGGGGGAGGGCCAUGCUCCAGUUCUCCCAGUGGCCAGAUUCUGAGCUGGGUAGAGCAGAGCCUCUCUCCACAGACUAUGCAUACUCCUGCUGCCUUGGGACACCUGUCCUCCAGAUUGUUUUGGAGGAAAACACUGCACCUCGGGGACAGGGUGGUGGUCUUGGGCAUGCUCAAUUUGGAAGUCAUCACAGUCUCUACUAGAGAUAGUUGAGGAGAAUCAGGCCAGGACUGCAUAGAUCAAGGAGGAACUGACACGGCCAUUUGGCUUUAAUGUGGGUGGUCGGGGUCCGACAGAUUGACUCAAGGCUCUAUCUGUUUCCAUGCAGGGCUUUACUAGGAGUUACUCAACCCUUUAUUUUUGAAGGAAGGAGAUCUUCCGGGCUCCUGGGCUGUCUUUCACCCCAGGCUGGGCCAGCUGCCAGCACCCAGCCUCUCACAUCCGGCCCCCUCCCUUCACACUCACUAGAGAGCCUACAUCUGUAUCUACCCGCCCCUCUCCUUCGACCCCAGAACACCCUCUAAUUUCCUCCUAAUAGUCGUCACUGUCGGAGUGAGUGGAAGGAUGUCCUCAGUGGGUUGUUUAUGGGUGUUUGGUAGGCUUUCAGAAAGCCUUGGUCAGCAGAAUCCACAAGAGAAUGACUUCCAGUUACAGUGGCCUUGGUUUUAACCCGGGGCUGCGCGGGAGGAACAGUGUGGCCUCGGGGAUCCAGACCAGAGAUUCCAUAUAGUUUUCUGCAGGGUAGACCCAGAGGCUAGCAGCUGUAGAUCCUGGACCGUAGACCGACGAGGGGCAAACUCUCUACGGCUCGCCUAUCGCCUGGGUCAUUGGGACUCGAUUACCAUCACCCGGAACCCACCGGGAGGGGCCACGCCCGGUUGGGCGGGGAAGAAUGAGUGACGGACGGGACGGACGGUCCCCCUCCACUUCCGGUGUUUGAAACUGGCUUCUACUUAGACUUAAAGCAAUCGUUACCGCGACUGGGUUAGGCACCGAGCAGAGAGACUACGGCUCAAGCCGGCGGUAACCGGGAGGGCAGCCGCCUCCCCUGGCUGGGCGGGGGGGGGACUUGGGAGGAACGGAUCUGAAUUGCAUGUCUCUCAACCAUGGAUCACGACGACCCGGCCGAGGCGUUGACUGCGGUGCGAGAGAGGCGGCCGAGUUUGCUGGAGCUAUUGCAAGCGGCGACAGGCUCCGGGUUGGUUGCCUACACCGUGUGGGCGCUGCUUCUGCAGCCGGGCUUCCGCCGCGUGCCUCUAAAACUUCAGGUGCCCUACAUUGGUGCUAGUGCCCGACAGGUUGAGCACGUGCUGUCGCUGUUACGAGGCCGCCCUGGAAAAAUGGUGGAUCUAGGCUCUGGUGAUGGCAGGAUCGUGCUGGCGGCUCACCAAUGUGGUCUCCGUCCAGCUGUGGGUUAUGAGCUGAACCCGUGGCUUGUGGGACUUGCACGGCUGCAUGCCUGGAGGGCUGGUUGUUCUGGGAGUGUCUGCUACCAUCGGAAGGAUCUCUGGAAGGUGAGCCUCAGAGACUGUCACAAUGUGUCUGUGUUCCUGGCCCCCAGUGUGCUUUCACUGCUGGAGGAUAAGCUGCAAAAAGAGCUACCUGCAGGGGCCCGUGUGGUAUCUGGACGUUUCCCCCUUCCCACCUGGCAGCCUGUAGCUGUGGUGGGUGAGGGUGUGGACAGGGUCUGGGCCUAUGAUGUCCAUGGUGCUGGGCUAGCUGUGUCUUCUUGUGGGGUGCCCAUCAAGGCCACACCAGAGUCCAGUUCUACCUCCCUUCCUAGGACUUUAGUUUGACAGGCUGGUUGACUGGAUACAAUAAAGACUCUGUGGGUU
This is a messenger RNA of Microtus ochrogaster (prairie vole), 2505 nucleotides long. RefSeq names its product adenine nucleotide translocase lysine methyltransferase (gene Antkmt). Gene Ontology annotation, molecular function: protein-lysine N-methyltransferase activity. Gene Ontology annotation, cellular component: mitochondrion. Gene Ontology annotation, biological process: positive regulation of proton-transporting ATP synthase activity, rotational mechanism; peptidyl-lysine trimethylation; regulation of mitochondrial ATP synthesis coupled proton transport. NCBI's taxonomy places the organism in Eukaryota, Metazoa, Chordata, Mammalia, Rodentia, Cricetidae. The record is from RefSeq and is a predicted model, not a curated record.